AGGCUGUCUUUGCUGACGCAGCAGAUGGGCCUCGUGCAGCAGCAGGCGCAGCGAGUCGUCGAGAAGGCCGAGGGCCGCCUGGCCAAGCAGGCGAAGCUCGACGGCGACAUCACCAUGGUCACGAGCACAGCCCUCUCUUCCGAGUACGACGAGGGAGCCAAGCAGCUGCUGAGCAUGAUCACGACAAACGACAAGGCGGCGGCGCUGGUGGCGCGCGACCCGCCGGCCUGCGCGAGGCUGUCGGUGCUGGCGGAGCAGGUCGGACUGCUGCAGGAGCAGGCGCAGGCGUGCAUCGAUGAGGCGGACUUGAACCGGCACCUGACGGAGCUCGGAGCUUGCAUGCCCGGCACCCGGCUCGUACCUGGGACGAUGUACUACCACUACACGCAGAACGGGAAGGAGGUGCUCUCGCGCAUUGCCCACGACGAGUGGGCCAACUAUGACGAGUACCACGGCAAGUUCUUGUACGACUUCGACUACACCUUUCGCAGGCAGAUCGGCACGCCGAGCGGGAUCGAGGUGAUCACACAGGCGCUGCUGCCGCAGCUCACGGACAAACGGGCAGCGGCGUCGGGGGACGAAGUACACGUCCCGAACGUGCCCGAGACGCCCGCUGUCGUGUGCCCGGUACUCUCGCGUUGGUAGCUCUUCCCUCCACGGUGUCGCGUGUGUUGGCCGGCCAGUGUUGCAAGAGAUCGACGUGUCUCCUCAGCUGAGCCGGUACCACAGUAUACCACAUGAGAGCUAAUAGUGCGUUUGGUGUG
Molecule: messenger RNA, 764 nt
Organism: Emiliania huxleyi CCMP1516
Lineage: Eukaryota; Haptophyta; Isochrysidales; Noelaerhabdaceae
Exons: 1
Coding region: 25-645 (206 amino acids)
Source: RefSeq, a predicted model, not a curated record